Porites lobata is the source of this 7326-nucleotide messenger RNA. The record is from the annotation of a GenBank genome assembly. NCBI's taxonomy places the organism in Eukaryota, Metazoa, Cnidaria, Anthozoa, Scleractinia, Poritidae.
AUGGCGGACGUGGGAUCUGUGAAAACACUACACAACUUUGGUCCUUUAAAACCAUUUACAGCUUCUACAAUACAGGCAGUAACCCUAGCUAAGCGCAGAAAGAUAUUACUACUAUCUAAUGGCAGCCAGUUUCUUCAUUUGGUAGAGGAUGAUACGCUAAUCGUAAGUAAUUAAGAGAUUCUCGAUUUUACUCAGUGUACCACAUACAAGAGAUCAUUUACACUGCAAAGGGAAGCAAAGACGACUUAUUAGUCUCCACGCAAGCUGCAUCAUAUCAGUGCAAUAUUCACGAAACCAAAUGAGUUACUUUGUCUUUCUGAAUUAUUUUUGACAACUUACAUACUCGUUGAAACUUGUUGUUCAUUUGCUUCAUCUGCAGCACACUUUUCGUUUUCCCGCGUCAGUUGUCAAUUUUAGCGUUCAUGAUUUUGAUGGAAAGAGACGUUUGUUCACAGCAACAAGGGAUGGUAAUGUUUUUGCAGUUGGAUUACCAGAGAACCUGACUAAAAGCAAGAGGUAAGGACAACAGUCUGCAAACAGAUAUAGUCUCCCUCAGUAGAUUAUAUUAUAAGGGGCUGUCAACAUAUUCACUUGUCCCCCGCUUAACGUCAAAUGGUCUUCUAGGGGGUAAGGGAUAAUGCAUUGGACAUUGGUUUUUGGACAAAAGCAAACUGAUGCAUUUUCAUAAAUUUUAUGUCAUGUGUGGAACAGUGCUCAUGACAAUAUUUAAGAGAAAGCAGGACCAAUUAAAGAAUAGCCUGCAAAGCAGGCAUAUUUUGCUGUGGGAUUGAUUUGGACGUUCAAAAUGACUGAUGGUUGGGGCGAGUCGACAGAAAAUUCCUAGGGGGAGGUUGACGUGUCAAUAUAGGGAGGGGGAGGGGACAAAAUAAACCUGCAUGCAGCCAUUGUUUGUUUGGCAAACACUGUACAUUUGAUAGACAGGAGCUCUGAUUGGUAUGGUUUCGGAUGUUUGAUUGCUAGUAGCCAGUCAAAGUCACAUAGGAACGUACACUUUCUGGGCCUUCCGUGUGGUUAUUAAUUUUUAAUACCCUGAUUCAUCCGAAUUUUGAAAAUUUUGAUUUUGCCCUGGAGGAAGCUCUUUCGGUUGUUAGGGUUAUGCAUAUCGCUUAUCGAUUGGAACAAAAGCAAGCGGUUAUUACUCCAUUGUCGAGGUGAGAUGUAUAAUUUGGCCUCAUCUUUCAGUUUUUGGUUGCAGUGAAGGAAAUCUUGAAGAGUAAACUUGCAUGUGGGAUCUUUGUUUGACCUCUGAAAAGUUAUGUGCACAAUCAGUUGUCCGAAGCCUUUCUGACGUGACCAUCACCCCUAUGAUAGCAACUGACGAGGAACACUUUAGUUCCAAAAGUGCAGUGUUACUUAGUGUUACUGCUCCAAUCCAAAGGUUCACUCAUCUCAAGAAAAACAAUCAGUUGUAUCAGUGCCUAAAGAAUGAUAUUGACUGCUGACUUACAGCACAAUUGUCCAAAGUUAAUUUGCUUUAGCUUCAGUUUAAGCUCCAGUUUGGAUCUGUAGAUCAUUAUCUGUGAGAAUUCAAGAUCCUGCAAAUGAUGCUAAAGAGCUUGGCCUAGGGCAAAACAAAGAAGAGAAGAGAAUCAACACGUUCCCUGACCAUAAAGCUACACUACACGCCUAUAGUCAUUCAAGUCCAGGCAUUACGGAAAAAACUAAAGAAACUAAAACCUUUAUUUAAAGGUUACGUGUAUUUAGUCGCAACAAAAAGGCUUUAAGAGGGGUCAAAGAAAAUAGUUACUAAGCUGCAUAAAGAUAAAAUCCUGUCAAAAAGUAAAAAUACCUACAUGAAACACGAAACAUCAAUUACAGGAAAAAAAUUUAAUCAAUAUGCGCAGAUCAGACCAGUUUCAGAUCCUCUUAAUGUGAGACUAGUGGCAAACAUAAGAUUUUCACGCUCAAAAUUUACACACUCUAUUCAUUAUACAAUUUGCCUGCUAAAAAGAAGGAAAACCUGUAAUUCAAUUUAGCAAACUCUUUGGUCACGUUUCACACUAUCACUAGCUUAUGGGUCAUUUCCAUUAUUGUUGAACUAAAUUUGUGGCUGAACAAUACAUGAACUAGAUUUUCAUUGGCUACAAAUGCAUUUCUGGAAAAGCAGUCAGUCGCAACUAAUCAGGGGGCAUUCGGCAGAUUCAUAGGCUCUGCAGGCAGGUGUUUUUUCCUUUUUCUCCCCUCCCCUCCCCUGGCCUGCCCUCCUCCAUGUACCUCUGGGGUGCACUACUCUGCGGGCUAAUUAAAGAAAAGAGACUCUGCUCUUAAUUACUAGCAAAUUGUUCAGUAAAUUUUGUUGAUACUGUUUACAUCUUCAUGUAAGUGCAUUUCAGUAUUCUUUCUGAAAUGCAGUGACUUUUGGGGCAGGAAAAUUUCAAGUAGACAUUAAGGAGGGAGGAGGGUAAGGGAGUCUGACCGAAACAUCCAGUUGACAUUAAGCGGGAAAAAGUGAAUAUGUCGAUGGCUCCUAAUAUAAUUCAUUAGCUUUACCCUUAAUAUAAUUUAUUAGCUUUAUCCAUUUAUGAGCUCACUGUAACCAACCCAUCCCUUGAUAGGAGUGAUGCUUGGGAUGAGUCACUGCUCCAACUUAAUCCUUAGCUUUCACUGAUCUGUUUUGUAUUAAUUGGUAUUCCAUUGCUUUUUACUUAAUAGAUCAAUGAAGAAAACUGCUAAUAUAAAUCUGGAUGUCAGUGAUGACAGUUCAAAACAGAGACAUAAUGUUGGUGAUGAUGAUAUAUUCACAGAACUUCUUGCUGGUGCAAAGAGGUCAGAUGCAGCACCCAAUCAGAAGCCUAAACAAGCAUGCCAUGCUUCAAACUGUGUGACAGUGAUUGACAGAGGAAAUGCAGUUUUGUAUCAACCAGGGUUAAAAACAUUUUCACCCAUUGGAAACAAGAUUCUGUGUUGCAGAACUUCAGAUCAAGGCUAUGUCUUGUCUAUGUUUCAUCAAACUGCACUAAAAAGUGAUCUUGAUACUUUGACAUAUGAAGCACUUCCAAGAUUUACUAUCGCUGUUGAAGUGACAACACCAGCUGUGUCUUUAAACAGUGCGAUACAAAGUUGUAACUGGAGUUAUAUCCCUCAGUUAUUGUUUGUACAGCCUGGCAGUAGUACAUCACAUCUAGUGCCUUGUGCAACUGUUAAAAGAAGGUUAUUCAACAUACUCUUCAAUGGUGAUGCCUCCUUAGUAGACUCACCUGUUGUGAUUUUUGGAGCCCAAGAUGGUCAAAUGCUCUUUUGGCCUCUCAACAGCUUCGCCCUGACAAGCAAAAGCACUGAAGUAGUAGAAACCAGUCAGAGCUUUACACCGCAGUUGCUGUAUCAUCUUGAGCAAGGCGUUUCUGCGAUUUAUUCCACAAAUCUUGUCUUUCAAGGUGAUUUGAAUGAUCAGGGGGAUUCCUUAAAAACUAGUGAGAGAGCAGGUAGUGACAAGCUACAGAGAGAAGAGGGCAGCAGUGACUCAAAUGCCAUAAUCUUUGUUGGAAAACGUGACAAAAUUGUGAUAGUCUGUGAAGAAAAGUCUAUUUCAGGCAAAGGAAGAAUUAGUCCCGUCAAGUUCAGUGAACAUACAAUAAUUGGUCCAGUUAUUUGUUCAUGUUUGAACAAUAUUGGUGAUACUUUGAUACAUUCCACAGGGAAAGAGAUCUUUAUCACCAAGUUUUGUAUUUCUAGUGACAAUGCUGCUAAGGCUACUGCAGUGUUGUCCUCGUUUACACCAUCCAUAUUGACAACAUCUAGCAUACAGAUACCAAAUGUGAGAGCAGUUUGUUGUAUUUUCAAAAAGAGUAAGGCAGACGGUGGAAAGAGGCUUGAAAAGGUUUAUUCUCUUACGCUGAAUGGAAAACUGCUGAUGUUUCUUUUGCCUGAAUCUCAAGAUGGAUGUUCACUCACCAACAUCUCACCGCAAGCAGCUGGCGAGAAAGUAAAGGCCUACUUAAGCGAAAUUGAAGCUCAAUCUGCAGAGCUUGCAAGAGUGAACUCAACAAUAGAGUCAGAGGAUAAGAUUUUGAAAGAACUCAAUAACGCUAUCCACAUUGGCUGCCAACUGAGCCAAGUUACACAAGUUUGUAACCCUAGAAGGACAGAUUUCGGUAACGUUUCUGUCCCAAUAGCCUGCACAUUUACGCCUUCAUUUUCAAGCCACGACAGCAAUGGAAUUAGCUCUGUGUCUGUGCAUUGUAAAAUUGUAAACCAAGGUAAUUUGCCUGUACCAUCUUGUUGGUCCUUGAUGGUUCAAAUACAGGGCAAAGACCCUUGGCUUCACCACACCACACAUGAAUCUUGUAUUCUAGGACAAUCUGUGCCUUUGAAGUCUUUAAAUCCAGGAUCCUUUCUCGAGUUAGACAUUCCCCUUAGCAAGAGUUUGUGCUCUUCUUUUCACAUUGUUGCAGAAGCACACUUGUUCUGUGACUUGAAACAAUUACUUGCUGAUCUAGGUGACGAUUCAGGGACUUUGAAUAGUGUUGAAGAUGUCGUUUUUCCAAUCAGAAGGCAAGUGAUGGAUGUCUUGCAUUUUGUGAGGCCAAAUCCAAUAGGUUCACGACUGUCUGUGCCAAAUGUUAUGCCAGAUUCCAAGGAAGAACUGAAACAAACUUUAGACAGGCUUAACCUAGAAAACCAGCGACACUGUAUCUAUGUGCACGAUUUGUCACGAGACGGCGAGAUCACAAGUACAGAGGAAAUCUCUCACGGAAGCUUUGUGUAUUCAGCAACUUUUCAAAUUUCCCAGGACGCUGUGGACUUCAUGAAGCGUACGAUUCAGAGCGAGGUUGUCCCGGAAUCAACUCAGAUAAUAACAAAUCAGACCACAGUUUUACGUUUUAUCUUCGAAGACUCAAGUAUCCUGGAACAACAGAUUAAUACUGGAUAUUCAUGUAUGGACGUGCUCUCUGUGAAUGGAAGCCGUGUAACUGUACAGGUAAAGCCUUUAUCUGGAGGUAUAUCUUCAGCCGAUAACCCUCCUCUGGAAUUGGCAAUCCACUGUUCGUCGGUUCAUCUCCUAUGCCGUAUGCAUGAAGCAGUUUUAACACGAUUAAAGGUAAGCUAGCUUUAGUUUUUGAGUCAGCUAUGUAGUGUGACUAUUGAUCAUGAUCCUUUUAGUCUUGAAUAUCAAAUCAUUUUGUGCUCGAACCAUCUUCAACCAAGUAACCGCCUUUUUUAGAAUUCAAGCAAAUGGCCGAAAACUGAACUGGCUUUUGUUGUUGAUGUUGUUGUUUUUUUGCUAUAUUAAGCGGAUCCUAGAAAGGGUGUCGUAAAUAGCUUACUGAAGUAGAAGUUCAUAAACAAUGGAUCAGUACUAUUUAACAAUUAUUCCUCGACCCUGAAUGGGCUCUGAGUUAAUAGCCCAUAAGGCCGAAGGCCGAAUGGGCUAUUAACUCAGAGGCCAUGAGGGCGAGCGGAAUAAUUGUUUUAGUAAAAUCCAACUAGUUGGUCAAAAAUAUCUAGAGUAAAAAAAUUUUAGCAAGUUAAAGCUAGACUUUAAUCCUUUUUUGCCGCCAAAAAGCCCGCGCUUUUCGCUACUAGAGGGCUAUAACAUAUAGCCUAGUAGUAGCUCAACCAAUCAGAACGCAGCAUUGAUAUUAGACCACUAGUUGGAUUUUACUAAAGUGUAUUAUCCUCCCGUUUCAGACGACCCUUUCUUAUAGCAGUAUCUACUGACCUACACUUUUCGACAGACUAGUCCUUGGUCUUUAAGGUUGUUUUCCAAGCAAUCUAGUUAUUGUCGGUGUUUGCUUUCAAAGUAGACCUGUCUGAUCUUUACUUAGCUCAUAGUUAAUUGAGUGGCAUGGUUAUGAAACCCGUCAGACUCCUUUGUUAUAUGUUUUUGUGGACCUGAAAGUGCACAACGUUCAAAAGAAUUCCUAUCAUUUUGAUUGUAUUGACCAAUAAAAACGUUGCAUUAAUUUAUUCCGUAACAAUUUGCCAACAGAAAACAAAGGAUUGUGCACUUUCACGGUGCUUUGAACAUAAACUGCAGCACUGUUGUUUUUAUCGUUGAUGUUUGCCGCUUUUCAUAACCAGUCUCCUCUAAUAACUAUGCUUAGCUUUAACAACCACACUGCUUUAUCCGUGCUAAAAUAAACCCUGAAAGGUUACAAAUCUCUUUUAAGAGGUUGCAGUUUAUUGUUUUGUUUUAGAAAUCGAAGCGUUUUUCGAGGUGUUGUUAAAUUUUGACGAAAUUUCUUAAUUUUAUUUUAGCCUGUGAUAACACGCGCGACAAGAACGACUCAACUGCGAGUAAAUGAUCUUCAGAAGGCACUGGAAAAAUUACAGGUACAGUUAUAACAGAAAACGAAUAAAUGGAUUUAGUGCAGUGUGAAAAAAAAACUUUCAUGUGCGAAGUGAUUAUGGCUGGAUAUUGGUGAAAAUUUAAUUUUUAGGAAACAACGAGGGUAAUCCUGAGCGGGGACAAAAGACCCAUUUUACGCGUUCGGGAAGACAGUCAUACACCUUAUUGGAGCAAAACAGAGCACAUAUUCAAACCUUAGGUCAUCCUUGAGACCCAGGGGCAGUCAGUUGGGAAGGGACUCCGAAGGUGAACGUUGGUCUACUUUCGAGUACCUAGAGGGGAGGUUUCACCAGUAAGGUCUCCGUCAUUCAUUGCGUUUGACCGGAGAAAAGUCUUGAGUAGAGCUCUGAUGUAGGGAAGUUAAACUCAGCAAGGGUUAAGUAAAAAUCCGAAACUGAAGAAAAUUGGGAGUAGCCAGGCUGUUGUUAUAAAUAACUGAUGAAUGAAGGGUUAAGUUUCAAAUGAAACUGUGGUGUCGCGUCAGUGGGGGACUGAAAUACAAAGAUUUGGUUUUAUGGACGAGUUGACGAAGCUUUAGCCCUCGAAACACGUGAGCUUUUCAAUCCCCCAAAGGUGGCCAAUCUGCAUUAUUAACUUAGUCAUAAAACCCAAAUCUUUAUGAUAAUUGAGCUUCCAUUUUGUGGAAAUUGCCAUAUGUGUCAAAGCAUUUCAGUGUAAUCUUAUUUCGUUAUUACUGUAUGAAACUACUUGUUAUUCCUUUUCUUCUUGACACAAGAAGAAUCCUUUCUAAUUUAAGUUUUACACACCUAAAAAAAUGUGCUGUUUGUUAUAGACAUUAUUUUUUUAUUAGACAUAUGAUCAAUUUCUUUUUUCUACAGAACCUGCAAGAAAAGAUCAUGUCACUAGAGGAUGCCUUUGUAAUGAAGCAAGACAAAUUGCACGGGCCAGAAUUGAAAGAUAAUCUGUGGACAUUGUACAAUGAACUUCGGAAGAUCGUCUUUUUAAUAUAGGGGCUUUGGUUGUAGUGUAAUUUACAAUGCAGCCAAGUAUUGUAG